This is a messenger RNA of Mya arenaria, 15240 nucleotides long. RefSeq names its product anion exchange protein 2-like. Lineage: Eukaryota; Metazoa; Mollusca; Bivalvia; Myida; Myidae. The record is from RefSeq and is a predicted model, not a curated record. The transcript has 34 exons. Gene Ontology annotation, biological process: monoatomic anion transport; regulation of intracellular pH; bicarbonate transport. Gene Ontology annotation, molecular function: solute:inorganic anion antiporter activity; monoatomic anion transmembrane transporter activity. The coding region runs from base 1135 to 6414 and encodes 1759 amino acids. Gene Ontology annotation, cellular component: plasma membrane.
AAUUUGCCGAUGAGGUUAAAUUAUGAAUCAAGUGUAAUAUUACACAUCCGGAAUUUAAUCGCUUGUGACAGGAAGUGUAAAUUAUAAUUUAUUAUCGUUGUGAGGUACUUAAAAUUAGGAAAAUUAUUGUUAUUGAAGAAAAAGGUUAAAAGCAAGUGACAGAAGUUGUUAACUAUCCCCGAUGCAUACCCACCCAUACUGUGACCUUAAUUACCACGGAAACGACCUUCAACUUACGUAACCAUAGCAACCAUGGAGCUUGGAUAGCUGCAACACGACACAAACAUUUUCAGGAGUGAAAAAUAAACUAUUUUAUAAUCAUUAUACAUUGUGUGUGCCAAAUUUAAGUGUGCUUUUUCACAAAUAUCUGCCACAGUAUUUUUUAUUAUAAUUUAUUUUGUUUUUGAAUAUUGAAAGUCACGCUUUUAUUUGCUCAAACCAAGUGAUACGGAUCUACAUCACCGCAAGUGGUACAGGAUUUUGGGAAUUAUUAUCGUGAAUUUAAGUGCAUUAAAUUCAACAAGUAAAAAAGGCUAAAUCAUUGCAGAUUUAAUUUGUGAUAAAGUGAAGACCUUCAUUUCAUUAUAAGUUACAAACAAAAAAUUUAUCAUCAACUUUAACAGAUUUGGGAAAAGAAAUCUUAUCUUUGUUUGUCAACGAGUGACUCGCACAUACAUAAUAAUCCAAACGUUGAGAAUGAAAUAAUAAAUCAUAGAACGUUGUAGAUUGCAAAAUAGUAAAUACCAGAAACAGCCAAUCACAAGUUGGAAAUACCUCAAGUAGUCAAUUCAAGAAAGUUAUAUUAUAAGCCAAUUGCAAGCUAGAAAUACUAAAAAGGAACUGAUCUUAAAUAGAACAUUCAAAACCAAAGCCGAUUUUUAGUUGGAAUAGUAAAUACCAGGGAACAUCACAGUGAAAGACAAAAGUGUUGACAAUUGUUGUAUUGAAAAUCACGUUAUCGUAAAAUUGGCCAGAUAAACGCUGCUUCAAUCAUUGACGUUUACAAGAUAGAUCCUGUAUUAUAGACAGCAACCCUGAAGAAACGUUUGUCCAAACAUCUAAAAAUAGAUAUCUACAUCAAACAACUAUAUACAAAGAAUAAAAGAUUGCAACUCCCUUGGCCCCUAAGUGAGCAUGUCAUAUUUCACACGGGCUAACUCAGGAAGUUUUGAAAAUGUUGACGAUGAUGAUGAUAACUUUGGAUUUCAAGCAACUGUUGAUUUUGAUUGUAACACAGAUGGGCUACCCCGAAGCCCGACGGAGGCUGAGAGCCUGUCUUCCAUGUCCUCAGAUUACUCUGUUGACAGUCGGCCUCGCUCGGUGCGCAGCGCUAGUAUUGCUGUCUCACCAUCUGAGACUGGACUGUCCUUCUGGCUUGAUAUGGACCAGGAAGAUGACUUGGAACAUUCCUUUAGUCUCCAUGACGACAUUGAAAAACUGUUCGAUAAACCACCAGAGCGAACAUUUGCUGAUCUGUUGUCAUGUAGCGAGGACAGUGUACCAUGGGGUGAACGUCACCAGGAAGUGAUAGAGAUUCCAUCACAAGGGAGCGAACGCUGCCUAGAGGAGUAUGACAUAACAAGUCAUCGAAGAUCUUCCUUCCCGCACAUUCACGUUCCGCUUAAAUCCCUGCACAGCCAUUCCUCGAAAAACUUCGCAGCACCAAUUGAACAAGUAGAUGAUGAAGAGAAAGAACCGGGUAUAAAGAAGAAAAAGAAAAAGCGGAAAAAGUCCCGCCAACAUGUGAAGAAGUCCAAGUCCAAUGUUUUCCCCUCCAAAACUGCAACUGUGUCUGCAUCCAUUCCAGAAGUGGAGAGGGAAGAGUAUUCGGCAUAUAACACGGAGUUUCAGAGACAACGGGUAGUUUCGUUUUCGGACAAACUUGAUUUAGUUCCCCUAUUUUAUAUGGAGUCAGAUGGUUCCAAGUCCAAUGAUGAUAGUUGUGAAGAUGAAGAUGACCUUGAAAUAGAUGAAACCACCAAGCUCCUCGAUGAUGCUGGUCUUGGUAACCUUAUAACACUCACUGAUGAUGAAUUAGAUGCUCCGCUAGAACCGAUAAAUGAGCUCUACAUUUCAGAAACUGAUCUCAGUGCUAAGCCAAUAGAAAUUACUGUAAGUGAGGCUGAUAAACUGGGUCAGCCAAUCACAGGAAGUGUUAAAGGCCAAAGUCAACCAAUCAGUGAGUCUGUUACAUUAGAAGUGGUAAAUGAAGCAACAGAGAAGCUUGAUAAAUCUUCAUCAGCUCAUCUUAGACUACCUUGGACUAUCGGAGAUACUGGGAGCACCACUUCAAGUCUUGUACAAGAAGAUACCACUCUAUCCGUUCCUUCCUUUAGCAUUGAAAAUGCCCACUUGAGGGUCCCUUGGUUGGCACCAAAAAAAACACCAGAACAUGGCCUGUUUUAUAUUGGCUCAGACAACCAAGUAGGCUCCUCAGCUUCGUCUGUAGCUCCAAACGUGUCCCCUAGCAUCUCGACCGUCCAGUCAUCGGUAAACUUUCCAGGACUUGCAGACAGUUCCCCCGUGGUUGUUGUCCUGAAUAAUGAUGAGAAUCGGCCGCUUGUGUCCACCUCGUUACAACGGUCGGACCCCCCGAAAACUAUGGGGAAUGUGAAGUUCUUAAUGGAGCAAGAUGACAAUAAAGUGAAGUUUCUACUAGGUGAAGAAAUCGAGGGCAGUGAUGUGUUUGAGGUGAAAGCCAAAUUUGGUAACAACGAAAGUGAUGAUGAUGACAGCAGCGGCGACAGUGAUGACAGUAGUGGCUCUGGAAGCCAGGAGGAAGACGAUGAUGAUCAUCAUCAACAACAGAACAAACUUUCCUCAAAUAACCAUCAGAGUAGAGACUAUGAUAGAGGUCACUCCCAUCCCAGGGUAGCAUUUGAGCGCCAGGCUAGUGAUGGAGGUCAUAGCACGGAUGAGGAAGGACGGAGGACCAGUGGGAAAGGAUCCAUGUCGCCUAAGUCUAGAUCAAAACACCGUCGCCAUCACCACCAUGAAAACUACAAAACAGAAGACUUAAUGCGGCGGCGACAACGAGGGAGUGAGGUACAGAUUACAGAUGCCCUCAGGCGUGUGCCAACAGUGACAGAAACGGAGGAGGCCAUUACACUACAGUCGGCUGAUUUGGAGGAGAUGGCUAGUCACAGAAUGGAUGACCUCCAAGGUAUCAGAAAACAUAAGAUAGGUCAUCGCAAGCACAAGGGGUCGUCUACCAAGGUUUACCAUGGAAAAGGAGACAAACCACGGAGGAAGUACAUGACCUUCUCCCAGAAGAAGAAGACUUUCGAUCAUAGUCCACAUGAGGUAUUUGUCGAGCUGGAUGAGUUAUAUUCCCAAGAUGGUCAUGAGAUUGAAUGGCGAGAGAAGGCUCGAUGGAUCAAGUUUGAGGAAGAUGUAGAAGAGGGAGCUGAGAGAUGGGGCAAACCCCAUGUUGCUUCCCUGUCAUUUCAUAGUCUCCUAGAGCUGCGGAAGGGCCUUGAAAAAGGAUCCUUGCUGUUGGACUUGGAGGCUUCAGAACUGAUAGAAGUUGCUCAACGUAUCGUGGAGGACAUGGUUAUCCAUGAUCAGAUAACCUCUGAUGUCAAGGGUCAUGUGAUGAGAACAAUACUCACUAAACACAAGUUUGUUACCAUGGAUACGGUUAAGACAUUGCUGGCCCGCAACAAGUCCUCUAUGGACUUACAGUCAAUGGAAGAAAGGCACCAGAAAGAUGUUGGCCAGCACUCCCUUAUGAAAACCCUGUCCCAGAGCAGCUUCUCUCAGCUUCCCUCAGAAUCCCAUAUCCAGGCCUCCGCCAAUAACUCUGUGAACCGACACUCUGGAAUGAACCUCACAGUACCGGAGACCAAUCAUUUUGGAGGGAAGCUUGGAAGUCAGACAAGCCUUGGUAAGAACAGCAAGAAGAAGGAUAAAAAAGAAAGGGAUAAAGACUCCAAGCAAAAUGGCGUUCACAGGCCUGGGAGGUUGGAAAUGGUCAAGGUGGACAUUGACAAAACAAUGAGCUCAGGAGAUGCUGGUAUGCACAUCGGCGUGGUACCAAAGGAAGCUGAUCUCAAAGACCCUCGGUCUGACCACAAGAUGUCGCUGAUGAGGAGAAUACAGAGGGAUGCUGAAGCUUGUAUGGUUCUUGUGGGAGUUGUGGACUACCUUUCUAAGCCUGCCAUGGCGUUUGUACGGCUGGCUGAGAAACAGGUGAUGGAAAACCUGACUGAGGUUCCUCUGCCAGUAAGGUUUAUCUUCGUGUUACUGGGGCCACCAAACAGUUCAAUGGACUACCAUGAAAUUGGACGCUCCAUCUCAACUCUCAUGUCAAACCAGCACUUCCAUGAGAUCGCUUACAAGUCCGAAUCCAGGUCUGAUAUCUUGCACGCUAUCAAUGAAUUCCUGAACGAGUCUAUAGUGCUGCCCCCUGGAGACUGGGACCAGAAGACGCUGCUACCUGUAAUGGACAUGGCUCGUAAGAAGGCAAAGAUCAGGAGGAGACAUGAGAAGAAAAAGAAAGAGCUAGAAGAGCUGCAGAAGAUUGAAAUAGAGAAAAAGAUUCCCAUGGAUCCAUUAAAGAGAACGGGAAGACCGUUUGGAGGGCUUUUUAAUGAUAUACGUCGGCGCUUUCCUCAUUACAAGAGCGACUUCCAGGAUGGAUUUGAUCCCCAGUGUAUCAUGGCCCUCAUCUUUAUAUUCUUCGCCUGUCUUUGUCCCUGUAUUGCGUUUGGUGGUCUCUAUGGUGAGAAGACCCACGGUGAGAUAGGAGUGGUGGAGACCAUUAUAGCUACAGCAUGUACAAAUUUGCUGUUUGCUUUGUUUUCUGGACAGCCCCUUAUAUUGUAUGGUGCUACUGGUCCGGUACUAGUAUUUGAAAAACAUCUGUGGAAGUUUUGUUAUACCAGUGGAAUAGAGUUCCUUACAUGGCGUGUCUGGAUUGGUAUUUGGGUGUUUGUAAUUACGGCGAUAGUAAUUGCCCUGGAAGGCAGCUACAUUGUGAAGUCUAUCACACGUUUUACAGAGGAGGUGUUUGCUAUUCUCAUUUCUCUCAUCUUCAUCAAUGAAGUUAUACAGAAGCUGAUUGAGAUAUAUCAGCAGCAUCCAUUAAGGGGAAAGGAGUAUUACUGUGAUAUAAAUAGUGAAACCAACAACACAGAAAAUGUCACUGCAAUUAUCAACAACGUAACAGCUACAACGAUUCUACCUGUUUUACUGGCAGCCAAGAAUAUGUCAUCUGAAAUAACAUACUCUGUAUCAACUGUAACAGGCACUACCACAGAUGGCCACCAUGAUGGCAAAAAUCACGAUGGUGUGACGCAUGGGUAUUCCGGGCACUAUGGUCAAGAUUCUAACAUUAACGAGCCCAACACAGCUUUGUUGUCAACGAUUCUUAUACUUGGCACAUUCCUUAUUGCAUACUUCCUCAGGAUUUUUAGAAACAGCAAAUUCCUUGGUCGAAGUGCCCGCAGAGCUCUUGGAGAUUUUGGAAUCUUCCUGGCAAUAGUUCUUAUGGUGCUUUUUGACUAUAUAUGUGCUGACACCUUCACCCAGAAACUUGUCAUUACGACCCAUCCUUUUGAAAAUAGGAAACUAGCUCUGCCCACGACCACAUUCAGUCAUACGACAGGCCAGGAAACGUGGUUUGUUAAUCCAAUGGGCCAGACACAGACUAUGACGCCUGGACUGAUGGUGGUUGCUGUGAUACCCGCAUUCCUCAUCUUCCUGUUGCUAUUUUUAGAAAGUCAGCUUACACAGAUGUUGCUUCACAAAAACGAAUUCAUGCUAAAGAAAGGCACAGGCUUUCACUUGGACCAAUUCAUUCUUGGCGUUGUCAUCCUGUUGUGCUCAAUAUUCGGGCUUCCCUGGAUGUGUCCGGCAACGGUACGCUCCGUCGCCCAUGUUUCAUCGCUUGCUGUGAUGAGUAGAACCCAUGCACCCGGAGAGAAGCCCAAGCUUCUUGGUGUCAAGGACCAGAGGGUCACCAAUAUUGUAAUGAAUAUAUUGAUAGCCUCCACUUUAGCCUGGGGAGAUGUUCUACGUGCUGUUCCUAUGGCUGUCCUAUUUGGGGUGUUAUUGUACCUUGGCGUCUCAGCCAUCAGCGGUGUACAGCUGUUCAAGAGAAUCAGACUGCUUUUUAUGCCAGUAAAACAUCAUCCGGGCAAGAGCUAUGUCAGACAUGUGAAAACAAUGAAGAUGCACAUUUUUACCAUCAUCCAAGUUAUAUUGGUGGGCAUUCUUUGGGCUGUCAAAUCAACAGUGGUUGCCAUAGCGUUCCCGCUGUUUGUAUUCCUUAUGGUGCCUCUAAGGCUAAAAAUCUUACCCAAGUUCUUUACACACGAGGAACUAGAAGUUUUGGACAAAGAAGAGGAGGAUUCAGAUGAUGAAGAAGACACUGAUCCAGAUUUCUACCAACUUGCCCACAUGCCCAUAUAAAUGUGCACUUUCCAUCAAGUGGUGGGGUUGUCUUCUGUUCAGCAAAUUGGACUUUUGUUUUGUACAAUGUCAUUUGGCAUGUUGAUAUCACCAAAGGCUUACUGUGGUGUUAUAAUAUUAAAUUGAACAUUUUCAUCAACAAAAUCAAUGGAAAAUUGGCAGCAAAUAAGAUAAGAAGUGGGAAAAUUACUUGGUGAAAAAUGUGAAUUUUGUGGUACAUCAAACGGGCAUUUAGGAGAAUAUAAAACUACGAGUGGGAACAAGACAACGAGUAGGAAAUUUGUGGUACACCAAAUGGGAAUUUAGCAGCAUGUAUUAAGGGAAUUUUAUCAUCUGCUGGAUGAAACGGAAGCUUUGCCAUUAAUACUGAGAGUGAGAAUGCUGCGAUAAUUGCUAUAAAUUGAAAAUUUGUACCGCUAAGUCAUGUUGAAUUGAAAGUUGAGAUUUCGCACCAGAACAUUUCUGCAUACUUGUUUUCUGUCCACUGCAGAUGUUUGAAUAUGGCUUAUUCCUAUCACAUAAAUAUAUUUCAUUCCACACAACUUUAUUGGCAAUGAUGAAAACCUCAUUGAUCUUAUUAGAUAAUUAAGGUCAUCCUCAUUCUUGUUAGAAACUUAUGAACUUGAAACGAGACUCAUCAGCGAGACGGAUCAUGCAAAAUACAAAGAUGUAACAUUCAAACUUCAACUGAAUGUUUUGCAUUCUGUAAGCAGCACUUGUACGAUUUUGGAUGCUAAGAUUCAUAUGCUAAAAUAUAUGCUGACAAAAAUGACCAGCAUUGCAAUGACUGUCUCAAUGUAUAAAAAGAGAUGCUACAAUUUUACAAAUAACUUGUGAUGGAGGAAUUUGUGUCAAUACCUGUUGGCAAUUUUGACAUCCAACAAAGCUUGAAUACACAAUUUGUUCACUAAAUUUAACAAAGAGCUUAGCUUUGAAUAUCUUUUUUCUUUGCCAUUUUCAUUUCAAGUAAAUUUUUAAGAGCUUAGCCUCCAAUGGUUCAUUUAUCCCAUAUUUUUCUGUAGAAUGUAUGUUGUAAGUGUAAUGUUUGAAAUAAAGUAAUUACCAAUUCUUAUAUAUUCACAUUGGGCCGAUUGUUCAGAGCUUUGUUAAAGUUAACACGUAAUUGUAACCUUCAAAGUUUGAUUGCUCUAGAAAUGCAAUGGACAUACUUGUGGUUUGCAGUAUUUAUAACAAGAGUUGAGGCAAUGUUUCAGCAGUACUUGUUUUAAUUAAAUAUAUGAACAUCAAGUAUUGCACAUUUUAAAGUUAACAACGAUGUUGUUAAUCAUAUUGUUAACUUUAACAAAGUUCUGAACAAUCAUACCUUUAUUUACAUUAUUCUGCAGGACAGCAUCGUGUUUGUUUCUUACUGUUUAUGUUGAUAGAUGUAUACAAACUAUUCACAUUUAUUGUUAUUUUACUUUAAACUGAUUUGAAGAUUAAUAAUUCUGUAAUUGGGUUUACCUCAUACGUUUGGAAAUUCAUUACAAAAAUGUUAAUUACAAAUACAUUGUUUUUUUAUUGUAGUAAUUAGUUAUAUAAAGUGUAGUCUAUAUACCUUGUAAGGAUAUGUUCUGACGCGUUUGAUUUCUUGGUGUUAUCCACAAGUUUGUAAUGGAUGACUGUGCUAUUAUUGGACACACUUAUAACACUGUUGAUUUGCAUGAACAUAUUUAUGGAACUGUUCACGAUACAGAGGAACGAAUUGGAUAGUAUUUGCAGUGACCAGUGUUGCAGAUGAUUAUAGCACAACAUCAAUUGAGUGAAAAGUGUUCAUAAUAGGUAGAAUAUACUUCAACAUGAACUGUUGUCUCAGGAAGGCUGGUGUGUACUGGGUGGUAUUUUGAAAGUGUGAAGUGAUACCCAGUAUUUAAUUGCAAUACUAUGCAAGUACUUGAAUUUCUCAAUAGACCGACAGCUAGUAUACAUACAUGUUUUAUCACAGUGUUAGGGAUGAAAUGGGAACAGUUGUGACACAAUACAAUUUAAAGCACCGUUUUGUCUUUCACUCCUUUGAGUGAACCAUUUUGGUUUUAUUUGGUGUGAUUUAAUUUUUCCAUAUGUUGGCGCCAAAUUGGCGUUUUGCUCUUUUGGUCAGGAGUAUAGUUUUAGUUUAGCAAUGCAGUAAUUUUUUCUGGAUCAUUUAAGAUCAGGAAUGAGUUUUCGGAUCACAUGGGUAAUACUUUAAUAGUUAAAUGACGGAAACAUAUUAUUAUUUGUAUUACUGCUUAAAACUUUUUGCAGUGCAUAUGAUUUUAGUUUUUUUUCAGUCGCUUAAAUUGUUUUGCGAUGUAUGUGUAUUUCAUUGUGAAUGUAAUUACAGUUUUAGGGUUUUGCUUUGUUCUCAUUUUAAUCAAGUACAUAUUUUUAGCAGAAGGUAUUGUGUGUAGUACUCAAGAUUAUUUGUAAGAAUUGUUGAAGUUAAAGAUUCGUUAUAUAACAGAAUGCAGGGUACUGCUCUCCGGUUGAGGAUUAUAUUUAUUAUAGUUCAAGGAUGCAUUGCUAAACUGAUCUAAGUUUGCAAAAUCUUUAUGAAAUGGAGCUUUGUAAAACACUAAUUGAGGAAUGGCUGUAAGCCGGAAGUAAACAAGGUAUUGGUUUGUAUCCCGCAUUUUUUACUCUUUGUGCAUAAUGCAUGCUUUAGUCACGGACCGCGUUUAUGUCUCAAAUUAUGUGCUAGAAAGGGUACAACGUGGUGUAAAGAUGAAUGUUAUAAGAUUUUGAUAUUUAUUGCAAUUGAAAUCCUGUUGACUUGUGUUGUCAGGCCCAUUUUAGUUAAUUUAGUAUGUUUGAUGACAUUGUAUAUUACUUUGUACAUACAGACAUACACCUUUGAGAUCACAUAUCUGUUUUGCACAAAUAUGAAAUGUAAGAUGGAGAUAACACAAAUGAAAGUAUCGUGUUAGUUAAAGGUAAGAUGUUUCACAUGAAUAUGUGCUAAUAAUUGUACAUUUACUGAUUUUAAAACUGAAUUAGCCUCAUUUAAACGUUGUGGCUGUCCGCAGUGGUUAUGGACAUUUGGAAAUAACAUCAAGGUUUUACCAAGAACUUUUAUUUUCUUUGAUGUUAUUAAACAUUGUUAACACAUCAGUCGUAUAAUAAACAUCAUCCAUGUAUCUCAUUUAUUUUUCCAAAGAACAUUCCUUGAUGAAGGUUUGUAUAACAUGCGAUAAAACAAACAGGUAGCGCAGUGGCAAAAACACCUUUUCGUUCUUGCGUGAUCUAACUGCAUGACGUAUUCUUUGUUUAUGUUUAAAGUGAAAUAAUACUUGAUUUAAACAGGGUCUUGAAAGCUUUAAAUAUUGAAAGAAGGCGUUUAACUUGUGCAUUUGACUCGUCGUUCAUUAGAACCUGUUUUAAACUGAUUCACACCUUGAAAAUAUGUAUUUUGAUCAGCUAAUACUUGUGUCCGUUAACAGUAUUUUGAUAUUCAUUCAUCUAUACUUGCUUCAAUCUGUAUUUAAAUGCAUUGUUUUGCAAUGUCACAUAAAUAUAUCUGGGAAAUCUUUCAACAUCGAUACAAACUAUUUAUUUAAAUGUCUCAUAACUGUUCUCAUAAGAAAUGUAUCCUACUGUAAUGUAUACAAAUGUACGUUACGUAUACGUAUUACAUACAUAAUAUAUUGAGAGUAUCUGUCCGAUAGCUGAACAUUCAAAACAUGCUACAACUGGCUCCCUCCUAAAACAAAGUGUAUUAAAUGCGCAUUUAAACUGUAUUAAUCGCAGCGGUAUUGCGACCGUAGUAUUAAGCAUUUUUUUGUUCUUUCCGAACUUUAUGAAGAAAAAUACGCUUUAAAAUGUGACUUCAGAAGCUUAAGUGUUAUUUUAGUCCACAGUUUUUCAUAAAAGUUAUGAUAUAAUAUACACCUUAAGCGUGAUUUUCAUCUAAGAAAAUUCGCCUUUAAUACAGAAAAAAAUAUUUGCAUAAGUGGACUUUUAAGGCAGAAAAAAGUUACAAAAAAGUGCAGUUUUGUUCAGUUUUUUCCACCUUUCAUUAACGCGUAAAGAAUACGAUACCAAUACCACUGCGUUUAGACACGGAUUUUAAAACACUUCUGAGAAGGGACACUCUGCGGUUACACUUGUGAUCACACUGACUUUCCUGAAACAAAAUAUACACCUCUUUCAUGGAGUUAAUGCUUAUAGGUACCUAGACUUUAUGUAAUUUAAAAAUGCACUCGUACAGAUUCCCUGUUUUGACAAAAAAGUUCUUGUCUUGGAAUGAACCCUUAGAAUGAAGCAAUCUUUGUUUAAUACCUGGGAAACCGUGUUAUAAGACUGGUGACAAAAUAUCAGAUUGCAGUUUUAAUAUUUACGUCCUAAAAUUGAAAUUUUGUGGCUAAAAGCGUUACUAACGCCUUAAGAGAUAUUGUUAGGCAUUAAGCAUCAGUUUUCGAACGUAAAUAUGACAAACUGCGAUCGGAUUCUUUCUCAGCAGUCUUAUAUCACAGGUUCUCAGACAUUUACGGAAAAAUGAUCUCGUUCUAAGACAAAACAUAAAAAAGUUGUCAAAACAGUCUAUCUGUGAGAACGCAGCUUUAAUGUAAUUUGUUACCUUUCUGGCACUCAUUUUACAUAUGUGCCAUCGUAUCAGCGUCCAUAUCAACUAUCACGUUUUUGCGAAUAAAAUAUUUCUGAGUAGUCUAAUGUCGCUCAAUACUUAUAAUUGUAAUACUAGCAAACUUUGAAUACGUUACCACAAAAAACUGUUGACUUAAAAAUGUUAUUCUAUUUGUUCAUAGGAUUAAAAAAAAUAAUCUUAAAAUUUAUUAUUAAACUUAAAUUUGAGAGUGUUUACACCCGUAUUGUAAGGAAACUACUGUUUGCCUUCUUAAGAGGAUCGAUAUAUCGUAAUUUAAGGAAGGGUAGGAUUUUCCUUAACAGGACUCACUUUUGCUAAUGACGUCAUAUAUUUUUUAUUUGUAUAAGUCAAUGGUAAUACCUGGUGCUCUAUAACAUCAGCUAUGUGCCAUUGGGAAACACAGCGUAGGUCAAGUCAAGUGUCCCAAGUCUUGUAGAUUCAGGUUACUGUGUUAGUAUGAGAAAUCCGUUAAAGAACUGCUCACUAAAUUUAGACUGCGAUUCCUUUAAGUUAAAUUAUACAUUUGUUUGAAAGUUCAUAUUUCAAACUAUAAAUAUCGUAAAAUGUUAUAAAUAUUUAUGCAAAAAGUUAAACGUUAAAACGUUAAAGUUCAUAUUUCAAACUAUUAAUAUGGCUGAAUAGCGAAAAAAAAUUAAAAUCAUUGUAAUUUUACAUAAUCGCUUUCCAUUGAUAGUAAAAAAAUGGUGUACUGACGAAUUCUUAUUAUAUUUUUUUCUGAAAUCUCAAUCAUGUUUACAUUCAUUUUGUUGAAGUUAUAACCAUGUCUGAAAUAAUCUAGAAAUUAUGUAGUCCAAAUGGGUAAUUAAGUUACAAUAAACACAACAAAGGGUAUUCCGGAAGCAUAGCUUUUUGUGUAAUAAAUUAUUUCUAAUAAUGUGUCCUAGGGUGCAACAUAAAACUAUUAUUGUUUGUACAUAAAACAUUCUGUGAUAAUAUUUUGUACAUAUGUAUGAUAUAUGCAGUUGUUAUAUUUGUGCCCAAGUUCUGUGUCAUAUAAAUAUUUUCCCGCCUUCUUGCAUUGUAUUGACUUUUUAUUAUAAUGAUGAAGCCAAUAUAAAUUAUUGCUAGAUUAUCUUCCAUUUUUGAAUGGGGACGAGGGUGACGUUUUAUUUUAUAUUUUCCCAGAAGACUGAUUCACUGUUGAAUUUUUGUUCAUGCUCUUUCUUAUCAGUAAUUUUUUGGCGCAAUUGACUGCCUUCUUAAGGCUAUUUCCCCUAGCGCAAAAAUAUCCAUCUUUCCAAAUAUUUCCCAAUGAAUUUCUUGAAAAAUAAACAAAAUCUUGACCAGACUAAAUCUUUCACAGCAUAAUGUAUGCAUAAAAAGGUGACAACAUGUAUAUUAGCUAUUUUUGCCUGAUUUUGUAUAUUUUCUAAGGUCGACUUUUUUGCCAAUUUGCAAGGCACAGGCGGUAAAAAUAAUCCCAAGAAAAUCACUGUUUAUUACCAAAGGAACUAUAUACAUGCGCUUCCACAAGAACCACGAUCGCAACAUUUUUAUUUUUUACAUAUGAAUGUUAAACAUCGACACUGAAGGUGUGACAAUACCAUAGUGAACAUUAUUAUAUAGUAAAAAAAAAAUAAGGGGCGGCAGAAAAAAGAGGGGGCGGCGGGGUUGAAAAUCUAGCAAUUUAUUUAUAGGUGCUUAAGCCUUUGUUUGUACUAGGCAAAAUAAGAGUUUAUUACACAACAAGAACAGAUAAGAUAUUUUAAUCGUUCAUGUUUGCCCGUCAACUUGAUGGUGUCCACUUGAUUAUGCUAUGUUAUCAGUAAACUAAAUAUUUGGUACUAUUUGUAGGCCACAUUUAUUAGUUUGUUCCAGGGAAAGGGUAGUUUAGAGUAGAUGAGUAUUAUUUGAAAACCAGUGUGUAUUCAGAGCAGUCAUUUUUCUUUAUUAUGAAGUGCAUAUCUAGAGAGUAAACCCAACAUUAUACAUUUAAAAUUUAGUCCUGUGCUGUAUUUAUUGUUAAAAUAUAAUUAUUGUCAAAGACAUUUCUUGAAAAAAUCUCGUCGUUAUGUUUCCGUCUUUGGAUUUUUUUUAUUGUUAAGACAAAGAAUAGUUAAAAUAAUUAUUUGUUGGCAGCUUAAGUUUUAAACAGACAUUUUUGAAUGAAUAUUCUUUUAUUCAGUAACUAUCUGUACAUUUCCAAAUGACAUUUUAGGCAGUAUUUUCCCUAUAGGCAGUAUUUUCUCUAUUAUAAACUUUAUCUUUAACCUUUAGUUUUGCAAACAGUUUUCAAUCAUUUCAAUGUGUAUACCUUAUUUUUUUAAAUGAAUGUAAUACAUGAUAAGGUCGUUGAUUUCCGUGAAAUAUCGAGACCUGCUGCCAAUUCUGUGUUUAGGUGGUCAUGAAAAUGACAUCACAUUCCAGAGACUCAUAACGUAGAUUACACACAGAUCCCUUUACAAGUUAAUUGUCAGAGAAAUAUUUACCAUAAAUCAUGAAUAAUGCUGUUUGAUAGUUCUAGUAAUGAUUUGGGUUAAGUUGGGCUUAUUUAUUCAAAGUAAUUAUAUAUCACACUUGUCUCAGAAACUAUGUUUGAUGCACGCUAUUGCUUUGUUGGAGUAUACGGGCUCACAUUUCAAAGCUGCACUCUCACAAAAUGACAGUUUUGCCAUUUUGUUUUAAGUUUGUGUCUCAGAAACAACUGAUUUUGGUAUCAUCGCCUUAAAUUCAGGCAUAUAUAAUAUCUCACAAUAGUACGUAUAUCAGUUGCAUGGAAAACUGCUGAAAAUUUCUUUUUUUUUUAAAGCAUAAGUAUUGCCUUUAACCAUUAAACAUCAAUUUUCGAACGAAAAUAUGAAAAACUGUGUUCUGAUCUUUUGUCAGACGUCUUUUAAGAUUAGUUUCCAAACAUUGACACAAAAAUUGGCUCCUUUAAAGACCAAAAGAAAUGUCACAAUGUCACAAUGGUCAAUCUGUGAGAGUGCAGCUUUUGUGCGUUCGUCGUUUCAGACGAUCAUGAAUUAUUUCCAUGAAUCAUAUAAAACAAAACAAAUUCAUAAUAAAGUUCAUUGUUAUUUAACGUGAAACAGAUACUAUUUUAUUAGCUAAGGAGUGCCGUACAUAUUAAAAAUUAAAAAUUCUGGUUUUACAGCUCAUAUCAAUUAUUUAAUAAGUCCUUUGUUAACAAACUACUGUUUUAAGUAAAACAUGUGCUUAAAAGUUGUUUUAAAAAAGCAUAUACAAUGUAAAGAUUUAUUUCAUUGAUAGUGGUGAUCUAAGAAAAUGUUUUAUCUUGUUGUAAUAUAAAUAUGCAGCCAAUUGUAUAACACUGGUUAAGUCUUUGGUUAUGUUAAAGUUAGCCAAAAUAGUUAGUGAUUGGUUAAUAUUUAUCCAAUAAUUACCGUUGACAAAUCAUAUAACUUUUUUUGCAAACUUACCAAAAUAUAACCAUUUGAUAACUUAUCUAGGUUGAUAUAAUUGGCUGCUGGACAAUUUUAUAAGGAGUAUGCUCAAAAAAAUAAGCGCCUUUAAGUGCUUUUAGGUUAAGUCUUUUGUUCAGUUGCUUUGACCAUCCCUUUAGAGUAAUAAUAUCUCACAAUUGUUGACAGUUAACGAAUAAUACAGAUGCGAAAAGAAAUAUUCUAUUUGGUACUAUGCGUACAGUAGAGGAACUGUAUUGCCCUUUUUUGGAAAGAACGGAAUUCUACUCGCGAGUUUUUAUGUAUUGCUCAGUCGAAUAACAAAAAAAAAAACAUAGUUUCCUUAAGUUAGUAAAACUGAAUUAAAAUCUGUAUGUUUUUCCACAUGGCUGUGAUAUGGCUCGUUAACUCGAAUUACUACUGUUAGUCACAGAGUAUAUAGAGUCAGGCAAUCAAUUGACAGAAGUUUCCCGAUUGGGAAAUACUGAAUGAAAAUCCCCUUGUUUCGCGAUGGGAAGAUACUGAAGGGAAAUCCCUCGUUCCUGUUCGGGAAAUUUCCCCACUGGUAGAGGAAUUAGAUGUUUAAGUUUUGUCCUACGCGAUUAUAACGUACCGUCAUAGAAAGAUACGAUGAGAAAUCGAAUUGACAAAAUGUAAUAUUCUAGACGUAAUAAUAUUGUUAUACUUACUUACCUUGAUGCGUCAUGUAUACGUACAAAGCUUUACGUAUGCAGGUUUUGGGGAUGGUCGAACUAACUGGGCAGCAGAUAUUUAUUUGUUCUAUGUUAUUUCCAAGCCAACAUGUCCAACCACUUGUAUGUAUUUUUGUUAUCACAAUGAGAAUAAAGGAAAGAUAUAUAA